AUGUCUAAAUGUCAGGAAAGGGAUUUAUUUCCUGAUCCAUUAUAUAUAUACAUGGAUUUCGAAAAGUCUGCUAUGACCACGGUUAAGAGUAUCAUUGGGGAUCACAUCAUAAUUAGAGGAUGUUUUUACCAUUUGUGUCAAAGUACACAUAGAAAAAUUCAGAAGCUGGGUCUGGAAAGCGAAUAUAGGACGGAUGAAACUCUAAGUUUUUUUUGUGGCAUGAUGGACGGCUUAGCAUUCGUUCCGUUAUGUGAUAUGGAUAAUGCAAUGACAUUCCUUAGAUCAGUUACUCCGAGCAAUGGUAAGGACAUUCUCGAUUAUUUCGAUAAAAAUUAUGUCAAUGGAGUAUCAAGGAAUGUCAUGAGAAGCAAUUCUCAAUCCCAAACACGUCGAAUUGAGCCUCGAUUUCCUCCAGAAACCUGGAACGUGAAUCAGAGUACUCUCUCAGAUGAAGAACGAACAAAUAAUCAAUGCGAAGGUUGGAAUCAUCGUUUUUCUAAUCUGGUUGGUAAUAAACACCCAUCAAUCUGGGUACUCAUUAAAAAAAUGAAAUGCGAGGGGGCUGCCGACGAAACCAAACUUGAAAGAUGGCGCGUAGGUAGUUGGACAUCUAAAACAAAAUCGCAGAGUUCUAACAACCAGAUUCGGCUAAAGAAACUUUGCGAAGAAUACCGUGAUGGGGUGCGAAGCCUUCCGGAUUUUAUAAGAGCGAUAUCCUUCAAUAUUCGAUGUCAACCAAUAUAA
Molecule: messenger RNA, 744 nt
Organism: Gordionus sp. m RMFG-2023
Lineage: Eukaryota; Metazoa; Nematomorpha; Gordioida; Chordodea; Parachordodidae
Exons: 2
Coding region: 1-744 (247 amino acids)
Source: RefSeq, a predicted model, not a curated record